Symbiodinium necroappetens is the source of this 1599-nucleotide messenger RNA. The record is from the annotation of a GenBank genome assembly. Lineage: Eukaryota; Dinophyceae; Suessiales; Symbiodiniaceae.
AUGCUUUCGCAGUCACUUAAGAUCUUGGGUGACCCGGACUACGAGAUACUUGAUCAAGGCAACGAAAGUUUCGCUGAAGGGGUACCUCUGGGGUGGGACAAGCCCAUUGCCAGAACGCCUCAGGUCUUCCCAAAGCGCACUCACUUCAGGAAACUCGACGAAAGCGACUUUGACCCUUCAAUGGUCAAUUAUCGCUCGGCGGAGCUGAAUGCAGCACAGCUUGAAGAAAAGUUCAGACAGGACGAACAGGCCGGAAUGAUGUUGUGUACUACUGAACCAGAUUCUCGGCGGAAGUACGGCUCCGAGGCCGUGCUCAUCGCUGCGAUGGGUGCGGUGACUAAAGCUAAUGGUGAUGUCAGACCGUUGCAUGACGGAACAUGCGGCAUCAACUUGAACAACAGUAUUGUCAUCUUGGACAAGUUACAGGUCCCUGGACCGGAGGACUUGCAAGAGGUUGCUUCGAGGGUGAAAGAAAGCAAGGAGGUGCGAGAAUGCGACUGGCCACGUUUGGCAUGCAAGUCAUCCAGCGCUUCGCGCGUCUUAUGGCUCAACAAGGUUGGGACGUUUGGCGUGAGUUCCGCCGCCUACUACUGGACGCGCCUAUUUGGCGCAGUAGGGCGGUGGGCCUUUCGUGUGUUGCACUCGGACAAGUUUUACAUGCUUGUGUACGUUGACGACGACCUUCACGCGGUGGUGUAUGGCAGUGACAAGUUUGAAACCCUUUGGAUUCUUUUCCUCGCGUUGGAAAUCAUGGGCACACCUUUUUCUUUCCAUGAGUUUAAAGGGGGUGUGAAUGUUGAUUACAUCGGGUAUCAUCUUUGCUACUACACUUGGUCUGCAGGCAUCUCAGAGAAACGAGCAACUUGGAUCAUUGAAUGGAUCAACCAAGCUGAACAAGCACAAUGGAUGGUGACCGGGCGUCAGCUCACCGAAUUCAUUGGGCGGUUGAAUUUCGUGACCCGUUUGCUUGCGUGGUUGAAACCUUUCUUGGCACCGCUCUUUGCUUGGAGUGCCGCGCUCAACCGUAGCACAGCUGCUACUGCACCAGAGAUGGUAAUCCACGUGUUGCGGUUUUAUCGCUGGCAGUUCAUGAAUGGCGCACGCCUGGACACAGUGCACAUGAGCUGGCCUUCUUGUGACCGGCAGGCUUUCAGGACAGAUGCCAAGUGCGAGACCGGCCGGGUCGUGCUGGGUGGAUGGUCGCUGGAACAUGGGCUAAACACUCAGCAAGCUCCGUGGUUCGCGCUGGAAAUUUCACCAGCUGAGCUGCCAGCCCUGUUUAAGGAAGGGCACUCUUCUGAAUGGGCUUCGACUACUGCUGAGCUUCUCGCGUCUUACGCGGGCCUUGUGGCGUUCCGACACCUUGUGCCAACAGGGGGAAGGGACUCGCUUCGCUUGCAGGUUCACGCCAGGACAGACAAUUCUGCUACACCUGCUGUUUUGUCAAAGGGGAUCAGUAAUAAGUGGCCGGUGCAAGGGCUGCACAUGCAGAUGGCAGUCUCUCCAAGGAAGGCCAACAAGGUAUGCCGGCUGACCUGGCGACCGCGCGAGGAAAAUCAGGACGCAGAUGAUCUCACGAACCUUCGUUUUGAAAAUUUU